Molecule: messenger RNA, 2072 nt
Organism: Brachypodium distachyon (stiff brome)
Lineage: Eukaryota; Viridiplantae; Streptophyta; Magnoliopsida; Poales; Poaceae
Product: protein CHUP1, chloroplastic
Exons: 2
Coding region: 605-1945 (446 amino acids)
Source: RefSeq, a predicted model, not a curated record
UAGCAAAGCAACGUUUGUGUCUGACGAGUUGGUCUACCUUUUUGGUACGUAGAUGCAUUUUCUUCUUCAUCUAGUUCACUUUUACUGCCUGUAUACAGUUAUGAACCACACAAAUAUGUUACCAAAAUAUAUCUUAUUAUUACUGACUGCCAGUGCCUACGCUACGUAAUGUGAACUAGCUCUAGUUUUCCUAACAACACCUUUUGACUGUUAGGGAAGGUUAUCUUGUCCAAAUGUUCAAACAAGCUGAGAGCUUUUGCAUCUUGUGCAUGCUAGGGUUGUGCCUUCUUCUCUUAAGCAAGGAACAGAACAAUACUAAUCUUGCCUUGCAAGGCAAAGAUGAAUUACAAGUAGUUACAAAAUCCAGAUAUUAAUUGGUUAAACAAUGUCAGAUUAUAUGGAACUAUGGAAGAGGCAACAUUUUGUUUCUCCUUGAGCAAAGAUGUUAACCAAACAACUGUUGAUGGGUUAUAGACCUGAAGAAACUUGGCAUAGUUUAGCCCUGAAGGCAAAGCAAGUUGGAGCCUUAUGGGGGCGGGGCAGUAGAUAUAGUACUAAAGAGAGCUUGUUUCAUGCAGACUAAAGGAAUGACAAAAUGUUCUAAAUGGGAAGUCAGAAAGCAGAGGACAUCAAGAAUCUUCUUUUGAAGAUAAUAAUUCCCUUAGCUUUUCCCCUGGCUGGUUCUUUUAUCUGUACCCUCAUAGCAGAUAGAGCAAAUAGGCACAGUAGUAACCUAGACUCAUCUGAUAGCCCAAUCCAAUUGGAUCAAUCAUCAUCAUACGGUUCGAAUUCGGCUCACGAAGAAGAGGAAGGAGGAGAAGAAAUGGAGUCCCCUAAUCGCGCAUCGCGGAAGAUGGUGCAAGCAGAGAUCCCCUGCAGCACCGGCAGGCUCCUCAGCGGUGGACGUGCAAGGCAGGCUUCUCUUACUGGAGACAUCAUGGUGGCACAGGCCACCGAGAGUUCAUCAGAAGCUGCAGCCAGCAAUCACAAGUCCCAGGAUGAUCCGGGGACGGCGGCCGAAGAUGUCGAGAGCCUGAAGCACGCCGUGUCCACCCUGGAGGAGCGAGCCACGGGCAUCGAGUCGCGGUUCCAUGACUACUGCGACAUGAAGGAGCAGGAGUCGACGUACCAGAAAAUGCAGAUCAUGUGCCUGGGGAUGAAGCUGGAGCUGCUGGAGUCCCAGAACCAGCGGCUCGAGGCGGCCGCCGCGGAGAUCCACGCGGCAGCCGAAGAGUUCGCCGCGAUGCGGGCGAAGCUAGACGCACUGCAGAACAAAUUCAGCAAGCUGACAAGGAGAAGCAGGCAAGAAUUUGAGGCCAUUGGUGGAAAGAUGAUGGCUCUGGAUGCCCAGGAUGCAGAGAUGGCCCUGAGGUGCCAGGGCUUUGAGCAACUCAUGGAGGAGAUGAAGCAGCUGGUUUUGCAGCUGCAGAAGGAGAAAGGAACAAACAACGAGAACGUGGAGGUCAUGGUGGAGAGGAGCAUGCAGAAGCUGUCGAGCAGCAAGGACCUGAUGGGCGGGCUGGAGGAGCUCCGGGACCGGUGGGCGGCGGACAUGGAGGAGCUGAUCUACCUCGGCUGGAUCACGGCGUGGCUGCAGCACGACCUCCUCGUCGGCGACGACGGCGAGGGCAGUACGGUGGUGAUCGGGGACGACGACGAAGCCGGCCCGACUGGGGAGACGAAGCAGAAGAAGGGGGAGAAGAUGGUGGCGGCGGCGGGGCCGAGCAACGAGGUGGAGCUCUGCAAGGCGCCGUCCGAUGCGUCGUCACGCGGCGCCGCCGGGGAGGAAGAGUCGUGCAUGGGCCUGGCGGGCUGCAGGACCGGGAUCGGUCGGCCCAGAUUGCUCCACAAGCUCAGAGGGUGGGCCAGAAGCGGGAAGGGCGCGAGCAAGAGCAGAGCAGGAGGCCGUGCAGGAUCGAAAGGGCUUCCAAGCAGUGAGAUGUAACGUGUCAUUCAUGAUUCAUUGCAGAUUUGCUUGAUUUACGUGAGAAUACCUGAUGUAUAUAUAUUUGAGUCAAAUUCAGUUGAGAGAAAAUAAAUAUGAUUAACGUGUAAUCGAUCAUGAUUCUGUU